Leptonychotes weddellii (Weddell seal) is the source of this 766-nucleotide messenger RNA. The record is from RefSeq and is a predicted model, not a curated record. NCBI's taxonomy places the organism in Eukaryota, Metazoa, Chordata, Mammalia, Carnivora, Phocidae.
CACUGUCUUCUAUGCCUCACAAAGUUUCUAGAAUUUCCAGGUUGCAGAGGUGUCUGUAUUUGCUGCAGCCCUUUGCUCCCUCUUUAAGGCCUCUACUGGGUACAUUCUGGGGACACUUUGCAUCUAUUCAACCCACCAGCGUUAUGGAGGUCAAAGAUCAAUGUGAAGCUCUUCAGACUAUCCCAAUAAAAUGUGCAGCAGAACCAUGCCUCACCAUCUCUACAACCCUUGAACACCUUCCAAAUCAUGGGGAUCUUUUCUGCCUUCAUUUCAAGGACAACUGCCUGAGCUGUAAAAAAGCGCCAUAUCCUCAACUGGGUCUUCACUCAGAGGUCUUAAGGAGAAAAAGCUCUGGAUAUUGAAAACACGACGUAAUUUCUGCAAGGAGAUAAUUUGAAGCCAGACAGGAAUGAAAGCUCUACCUACAAGCCCAUGCUGAAAGGAGAUUGCUGCACUUGGACUUGCAUCCUGGAAUAGAGUCUCAUUCUGCAGGCACCUUGUCUAGAGGGUGAGACUGAGAUGCCGGCAGUCCUCCUGCACCUGUUCAACUCUAUGACUCUUAAGAGUGUUACUGAUGAAUAUUAAUUAAGCAUGCUUCAUGUAAAUCAUUCCCAGUCACUAAAGGCUGAAAGUCACAAAUCCGUGUACAUGUCAAAUGAAAAACUCCUGUUAGCAUAUUUGACAACUGGAAAAUUGUUGGGGCCAACAUCUUUUGGAAAUUGCUAAAAUGAGAGAGUAUUUUUACAAGAAAUGUGUGUGGGAACCA